AAUCAAUCCGAAUCUGAACCAGAACCAAGCAUCAGCCUAUCAGGCAGAUCUAAAGGGAAGCCUUAAGUGGGAGGUUUUUAUGGGAAGGAGGUGGGAGUAGUUCUCCGCACGCAUAGUUUUUACAAGCUUCCCUCACAACGCCUGGAUGAAAGCAGGGGAGAGAAGAGCGGAGACACCGGAGCCGCUGUUGCCUAACGUGGAAGGAAGGCGCGGGAAGAAUGCCCUGACAGCUCCGCGGAAACUUUUCUCACCAGUCGCGCACGCGGAAAGCAGUGAUCACCAGUUUGGGCGCACGUGAAGAAGGACUGUGGAGGGGAAUCCGCGCGUGGUGCAACAGCCUCGAGUUUGCCUCAGGAGCGCAGYCUGAAAUCAGCAGAGAUGGGGAUGAACUUCUCCUCUGGCUGGAUAUUCCGCGGCUGGAUAGUCUUGUGCGUCCUUCUCAUCUUUUACGCACAGGAUGCAGUCUCCAAAGCCAUUCAGUGUGGAGAAAACCAAUAUUUCAAAGACUCCAGAUGCUGCAAAAAGUGUCAGCCAGGAGAGCGUGUGUUGUCUCACUGCACUGAAUCGGACCAGACUACAUGUUCAAAGUGCAAUCAUUAUGAAUAUCAGCCUGGCUGGACCGACAAAACCACCUGCAUCCCGAAGAAGUACUGCGAUGCUGGAAAAGGAUUUAUGGAAAGAAAUGAUAAUGAAAGUUUUACGGAGGAGGAGCCGUGUCUCUGCCAAACUGGACUCCAGUGUCACACCAUCAACUGUGAGUACUGCGAGGACAUCCCAAAAUGUCCCCCUGGCAGUGGACUUGAGGACGACCCAGGGUCGACGUAUGGAAGGAAAGCGUGUUUUGCUUGUGAAGAAGGCUUUUAUUCUGACAAGACGAAUGCUGAGCAAUGCAAACCAUGGACCAAUUGUAAAGCUGAGGGCAGAAGCGAGAUGCAGCCAGGCAGUUCCGAGGCUGAUGCUGUGUGUGGACAGCAUGUCCCAGUUACCCCGUUCUCCUGGGUUUUAGUUUCAGUUCUGUCGGUCAUCACUGUUCUGUGUCUCCUCAUUCUGCUGCUCUUCUGCUACAAGGACAAACUGAAGUUACUCUCUGUAAACCUGCGAUCUUGCGUCCAGAAUCUGAAGAGGACCCGGAUACAGCAGGAGACUUUAGCCCCUCUUUACCACAGUGGAACAGCAGGAGAAGCUGGAGGAUUCAAAUGUACACCAUGUGAGGCGACCAAACUCAUCUGCCAAGCCCCCCAGAGUCUUGAAAUUGAUCCCCCGUGCACAGUUCCCGCCUCUGUUUCCUUUGURAAGGUCUCCCUGCCCUCCCCAGAGGGAACGGGAGAAAAAGAAGGCGUUAAGGAGAGAACAGCGACAGGGGAUGGCAGCAAAAGGGCCGGAGAACCAGAGGAGUUGUCCGAAGAAGAGGUCGCGAACACGGUUCCGCUUUCGGCAGGGUCUUGUACRUGCACCAUCCCUGUCCGUGAGCCACUGGAAGUAGGGGAGAACGAGGACUGUAGCCAGGCUGUGAUUCCUGAGAUGGCAGCAACUUGCUCCUGUGGAGGCCUCGACGGAGAGAGACACCGAGACGGGAGCAGAAAUGACUUUGAAAGAGAGAAAGAAAAGAUGGGUUCAUCCAACAAAGAGACAUGUGGUGCAUCUUUAGUUGCUCUUUCCUCUCCUCUCGUCCACACCUCCGCUUUGAGCUCACCAUCCAAUCCAAGUCCUGAACUCUGUGUGCCGUUGUCCCAGGCCCGAGCGAGGCCCACAGAUCUGUCAAACGUGUCCGACAAAAUGCCGGUAAAACAGGAGGAACUGUACGGACCGGCAAGCACAGACUCCGCCUCAGCUGAAAGUGGCAUAGUUCAUGCUAAGACAUUAGUCAGCGCCUUGAUGACCUCCACGUCUGCAGGAGAGCUCUACCUGGACAGGCCCUCGGAGGCCUCCAGGUCCGAAAAAAGCUCCUGCAGGGACAGCAAAGAGAACAAGCUGGAGGAGUCGGAGCUGGGGUGCUCGCCAGAGAGCCUCCACAGUCAGCUGGCCGAACCAUCUCUUACCUCAGGUCUGGUUUCUGGAAACCACAACACUACUUUCAUCUCCAGCGGUCAAGUGAUGAACGUUACAGGCGACGUCAUCGUCGUCUACGUCAGCCAGAUGUCCAGCAGCAGUGACGACGGGRACCAGGACGAUGCUUUCAGAAGUCCUGUCCAGGAGGAGGCCGGUGAGACGGCUCAGUUCUUCCAGAGCAGACAAAGACCACAGGGGGACUGCGCUACUCAGAGCACCUUAGAGACAUUACCCGUCCAAGAAGUGAGAAAAGAGAGGAUACUGGUAAAGUGAAACAAAGAUAAAUAAAUAAAUAAUAAAGGCUGUUUUAAUGUCAGGACCAAGAUCAAUCUCAAAAGCAAURGCUAGACCACAUCAAGCUCCAGUAUGAAACCAAAAUUAUUAUAAUUAUUAUUAUUAUUAUUAUUUGCAUCAGUGAUUUUCGCCUUGCCUUUAUUUUUACUGGAAAGCUGCAAGACGUUCUCAGAAACAAACUCCUCUCUGCUCAGAGUGGUGAGUGAUUUGGUUCAGAAUUGGAUGUGAAACUGGAGUUCAUGCUGGAAAAACAGAACUCUUUCUUGCACCUUCAACUGGAUUAUGGAACUAAACACCGAUACAUAUCAAACUUCACAUUUAGAUGAUUUUAAUACUUUUUAUACCAUAAAUUUCCACUAUGGAAAUACUUUUUAAUGUUUUUUUAUGGCUGGAAGUUGCUUUGUUUAACUAUGCACAAUCUGACUGAAACUUUUAAAUAAAAUAAAAAUAUGAAGCAUUUCACUGAGUGAAGCGAACGAGAGCUGCUUCACACUAUCAUUCUCAGUAAGAAGCUGUUUUUAGCCUGUACAUAGACUUUAUUAGGUUUAUAUUGCACUACAUGUGCAGUUCAUGUUGAAGAAAAGAAUGCUAUGCAUUUGAUAAGCUAUUUUAUUCCAGAUUUGACUGAUUUCAUUCUGCUUUAAUGUAUAAACUUUGAAGAAAAGUGACAUUUUAUAAUUGUUUUAAAUAAUUUGUGAGGUAAAUCCUUGAUGUUUUUUUUUUCAGAACAUAYAUUUGUGAUUGUUGAUUUAUAUAUUUUUAAAAAGUGUUAUGAUUUGUGAAAGAAAUCAUAUAUUCUUGUGUUGUAUCAAACUUUGCCACCAACAACAGGUGAGAUUCAAACAAUCUAACUCUGUGGGAGUUGAGUUCAAGUGACUCCUACAAAAACCUUGACUAUAACUGUUUCCUGAGGCUUUUAUAUUCUUAAUGCCCCUAUCUGUUAGUGGGUAAUCUGAUAUAUGAAAUAUGAUAUUUUUUUAUUUAAGAGCGGCUAAAUCAUCAAUUAAAAUCUUAAAUUAUGUAAGACUGAAGCCAAUUUUUUUGAGUCAAAGUUUUCUAUUAGAUAUACAGUACAGCUUUACCAUUAAUUGCACACCCUCAGUGUAACAUGACACCAACAUAAGUGAUUAAAACUAAACAUAUUUUUAAAAAUGCAUAUUUAAGCACACUAAAGCAAGGCAGUCUCUGUUUUUAAUUAGAAAAAUGUCCUUUAGUUUACACAGAGGGGCAGAACUUAAGAUUUUACUGCCAAACAUUAGAGCAUCAUCUUCUUUUCUGCCUUCAACUUCUKCCUUCUUGUCCUGUCUUUAGUAAUAAUAUUUGUCAGUGGUCUAAAACAGCCCAGUCCUGAUCCUCGAGGCCCAAUAUCCUCCAUGUUUCAGAGAUUUUCCUGCUCKCUAAUGUCUUUUAGUUCUGCAGAAACUGCACCAAAAUAGAUAUUUCAGGUUUUUGAAAGAACCGCCUUUAGAUUUUUUUUGACGUUUAAGUCCAUCCAGUUCAAACGGCUCAUUAAAUAAAUCCACACUGAACCCAGAMAGUGUUUCUAAACAAACAUUUAAAAGACAUCGUGCUGUUUUUCCUGUUUUAUUGCUGUUCUUAUAUGUGAUUUGCUAAUGAUUGGCAAGCGCAAUUACGGCAGCUAUUUGGGAUCUUACAUACGAAUGAGACUGAGAUGAUCAGAUUUAGAUUAUUUUUUUCCAUUUCAUGUGCCAAAUUUUAUUAAAACAGACAUUUGAGUGUUUGUGUGAUUGUCACAUUCAGCUGAUGUUUGUGUUUCUAAGWGCUCGUUUGUGUUAUUUAUCUUCUCUGUGGCUUCUGAGACCCUUUCAGACUAAAUGCACCUCCGUGUGCUCUUAAACCCAUCCGUGGUUCUUCUCCAACAAAUCGUAGGUGCAACACAGUCAGCUCUGUGAGCUGUGAUAAGUUGAUCCAGAUGCAGAAAAGCAAGCUGGAGGAAGAACCRUGUGUGAACUGCGUGACACAAGAUUCUGGUUGCAUCGAGACCUCAGAGCCUAGAGUUCAGACGACUUCCUUUUCCCUUGCUGCUCUGAACUUCUUCUCUCUCUUGUAAGCAGUACUUACCUGCGGGAAGUUAAGUGUAUUUUGCUCAGUAAUCCAAAUAGUGUGCUGUGGAGCUCAACAUUUGRCAUUUGAUCUGAAAACUCUCUGAAAAUAAAGCUAUUUUAUGUUCAAACCAAUCAAGAAGGCCGCACCAUACAUCUCACCACUAUCUGCCUGUUUCAUUACAUUGAUCUGUCAUAACCUUGUACGCAGCUUUUUCAAAUCAUGUACAUAUCAAUCAAAUUUCAUGCAAUGAUUGAAUAAAAGACUAUUUUGAU
Austrofundulus limnaeus is the source of this 4682-nucleotide messenger RNA. RefSeq names its product tumor necrosis factor receptor superfamily, member 11a, NFKB activator (gene tnfrsf11a). Gene Ontology annotation, molecular function: cytokine binding; tumor necrosis factor receptor activity. Lineage: Eukaryota; Metazoa; Chordata; Actinopteri; Cyprinodontiformes; Rivulidae. The transcript is spliced from 10 exons. Gene Ontology annotation, cellular component: external side of plasma membrane. Gene Ontology annotation, biological process: tumor necrosis factor-mediated signaling pathway; response to interleukin-1; lymph node development. The record is from RefSeq and is a predicted model, not a curated record. Bases 379 to 2322 code for a protein of 647 amino acids.